GCAGGCAGCAGCAGUCGAGUCUUAGCCGGCCGCCGGGUCUGUCCAGGAGUGCCUAUCGCUGCUCGAGAGCGCCCUGUCCGCUGCGUUUCUUCACUGAAAACCGGCACCUUUCCGCACCCUCUGCUUGUCGAUGGCGAGGAACUGUCUUCUGACAUCUGCGCGAGAGUGAACUUGCCCAUUCAGGUGCACCCUGAGCAGUGUGUCGACCCCGACGGACUUGCCGGUGCACUCGUUCGCGUCAACCCAAGUGCUGUCGAGUGCGGUGUCGUCCGAAUUCGCCCAAUUCGGACCAGUCUGAUUGAGCAAAUUUGAUUGUUUAGUGCUUGGUUGGUUUUUUGCGUGCUUCGGCGCCGACCGUUUCUCGCUUGCGGAUUUUGCAAAACUUGACUUCCUGCCAAAAUGGAUGUGCUGCCCAGCGGAAACAUCUUUCAGGAACUGCAGACCGUCCACGACACUGGCUUCUUCUCUGGCAAUCCGUCCCUCGAGGACCAUUGGCAUCAGAAUUGCUACGAGAUGGAGCGCUACCUGAAAGAAGAACCAACCCUGCAGAGCUACAAAAAGCUGCCGACAGACCUGGACACUCCCUGGAACAUAUUCUCAUCGCCAGUUAUGGUGACGGCAUCGUGGACGACGACGCCGACCCGUGCCGAUGGCGUGGACGAGGCGGUGAACGGCGAACCACUGGCCAGCGCUGACGAGGACGACCGGCUGAGUCUGGACGAGUUGCACCUGGAAGUGGGCGAGGAGCGGCUGCACUCGGACUGCGCCAGCCUCAGUUCGGCCAGCUCGUGGGACAGCGGUAAGGAAGGCGAGGGCGGCGAGUCGUCCCUGGAGCUGCGGCUAGCGCACCAGUCGGCGCUGACGCCGCCGUCGAGCCCCGAGUCUGGCGCGCACAGUAGCAGCAGCAGUAGUAGCGGGGCCCCGAGCCCCGCGGGGGGCAACUCACGCUCCAAGGGCUCUAUGUUGAGGCUGUCUGUGGCGGCGUCACGCGCCGCCUCCUCCUCAUCGUCCUCGUCGUCCAGUGCCUCCUCCAACGUGGCCAGGUUGCUGGCGCCCGCCACCUUCCAACCCAACAGACUGCAGGCCGACUCACCAGACGCCAAGAGAAGAGUCCACAAAUGUCAGUUCCCUGGCUGUAAAAAGAUUUACACGAAGAGUUCGCACCUCAAGGCGCACCAAAGGACACAUACAGGCGAAAAGCCGUACCGCUGCUCGUGGGAAGGUUGUGAGUGGAGAUUCGCUCGAUCUGACGAGCUGACGCGUCACUACAGAAAGCACACGGGCGCCAAGCCGUUCAAGUGCCGACACUGCGACCGCUGCUUCUCGCGCUCGGACCACCUGGCGCUGCACAUGAAGCGCCACACGUAAUCGCACCUGUACAUAGCUAGCGUUAGGGAGAUGAUUGUGUUAAUAAUUAAGAUACCCAUGACCCUCCCCAAGCACUGCCAUACUCUCUCCAGGGAUACAUUAAUACAUAAACAUGAUAAUCGGGGCCAGUGUAUGUGUGUUAAUCCGACGCUAUUCAUCUCAUGUAAAUAUCACGCGGCUUUGUGCGAGCAGGCCGAUGCUCGAAGGAAGGAUUUCGUUCGUUGUUUUUUUUAACUGCCGAGUACAUUUCUAUUUUUUUCUCACAGUUUUAUCUCGCGCCUCGUUUUCGUUUUACCAAAUUUUAUCGAUUAUUUAUGAAGUUUUUCCUUCGAAGAUUUUUGCAAUUUAAUGACGUACCUUUUUUCUGAUUUAUAAAUUAUUUAUGUGUCAGUAUUCAAUGUGUUACCAGUAUUUUAGAAUUGUAAGGCUCUCGUUUUGCUAUAUUUGUGAUUACAAAUGAUUUCGGAGUUUAUAUCGUGUUGUUUUAAAAUUUUAAUCUAUUUUAUGAUUUGAGUACUGCGCUGAUUAUUUUUGUACGUCAUUGUCAUUACCGAUGAAUACGGAAAAAUCGAUAGUUCCCACCGCGACAGUUACGUUCUGGAAGAGAUUUUUGGCAGAGGGUAUUUAUUAAUUAUCGCAAUCCAAAUCAUGCAAAAUUUAUAUUAUUGCAGAGAGUUCAAUGUUUCAUUGAAAGAAAUGGUUAUUAUGAAAAUUGUGAUGAACUUCUAUUUAAGAUUAGGAUGGGUAUUUUGUAAAUAUAGGAUAGUGAUCACGUGUUAAUGAUAGUGUUUUUUAAUUAAAAAUUGAAAAUUUAUGAAUUGAUUACUGAUAUGUAAAGUGUAGAAUCGCGUUAAGGCAUUAGGAAUAAUCUCUUUUCCUCUAUCAUGGGCCAUUUCAUUGUCUGAUACCAAAUCACGUUUGUGUAGUUAGUAGAGCGGAGAUCAGAAGAUGUAAUUCCUAUAUAAAUAUAUUUCGUUACAUUUCGUUACUCGACAAGACUUAAAAUUGAUUUCCGCGCACUGGCAAACAAAAAAUAAUCGCUUUUGAUUCGGAGCCACUCACCCAAUUAAUUAAUCGUUUCCCCCGAAAAACCUGUCACGCAAGUCCAAAAUUUUCCAAUCAAAACGUCUUCCUUUUUGAGAUAAUAAACAAAAAUUGAACGGAUUUGGAUUGCAAGCAGCACAAAAUUGUUCUUUACAACAGAAGCACAAAUUAAGGUUACAAUUAAGUGACAGGUUUUGCAAACGAUUCCCAGUUUCGUUGUCGCGUCAUUUUCCAAAAUUUGGUGAUAUACAAGUGUAAAACAACAUUUCACUAUAUGCGGUCCUAACAAACACGUACGAAUAAGGGAGAAACACAAAAAUGCUGUGAAAACACACACACAACUUCGCGUUCUCAUCAUUCAUUCACAACUCCUUCUCACCCCCCAGCUGGUGGUUAAAUUCGAGACAUAAUUUGAUUCAUUGCCUAGGUUUAGUUAUCGAGCAAUUAGUUGUAAUGGAUUUAGUAAAUAUGUAUCGUAACGAUGUGUAGCAGCAAACAAACGUUUUCCACAGGAAAAAUUCAAACCACACACCCACACACACACAAACACUCAGAUUUCUUAGCAUCUUGUACAAUAAUUGCAAAUUCCAUAUUGCAGCAAGAAAAAAUGAUAAUUAAAAUACAACGAUGAUGGAUGUUCAACUUUUAAAUUGUCUUAGAAUCUAUACAUUUUUGGAUUUUUGAUGUGGAACAUAUAUAUUUUAGUUUUUCCAGGCACCCAUCGCAACUGUACUCAAAAGUAGUGCCGUAGAAUGUGCGUUAUUCUUGGUGGUAGUUUUUGGAUACACACAGACACACACACACACACACACAGUUGAUUAACACACACACUCACGAAAAAUUGACAGUUAUUUUUCCAAAUAAGAGAUAUGAGAAAAUUGUGAGAGGAAGGAUUCAAUAGAGAGGCAAAUUUAAAUGGGACAUUUCAGCGAUAUUUUUGUAAAAUGAUUUUUUUAAAAACGCAAAUAAAUAAGAACAAGCACAGUACUUGUCAUGGAAUGGAACAUGAGGACAUGAAAUAUGGUGGAUUGAAAUUUGAAAUUUUUUACUUUUAUGAACUGUUUUUGUACAGAUCUAUAUAUGUAAGUAUUAAAGCUAUAUAGAAAAAAGGAAAACGCAAAGUUAAAAAAAACCGUUACUCUGUCUCUACCAAGGGCCGGAAUACGCAACAAAAAAAUGAUAAAAAGAAGAAUUCGUAGUGCAUAAUGUUGUUGUUGUCGUCGAUGCAUUAAUUAAAAAUGUUUGUGCCAUGAUUUGAUGCACAAAAUAAAUUUCAACUGCGUAUAUUCUGAAUGUAAUCCGUUUUGCGCUUCGUUCUCUGAAUAUGUUCAACUUAAUCUAUGAGUUCUCUGUUACCAGUGCGAACAAGUCGUCUUUUCGCUGUCUCACUCUCUGUCUCAUUUCCAUUCACAAAUCAUUAUCACGAGAAUUCCCUAUUUUAUUUAAUAUAUUCAUACUACACAGUAAGGCUAGAUGUAAAUUAAAUUUUUGUACAACUUAUUAUUAUACAUGUAUAUUUAAGAUCUUUUAUAAUUUAAAACUGCAAAAAGAAACAUUCAACACCAUAAAAUAACGUGAAAUCGUUUAGUUGACUGAUUGAUUCGACUUUUUAUGUUAAAUUUGAUACACACGUGGGAAAAAUGCAAAUGGAUAAGUGAGAAAAUUUAUUUUUGUGUGCAUAUCGCAUGAGGGGAUGCGACCGAUUCUAUUGUAGUAUUGGGGCAUUUUCAAAAUUACAGAGCGUGUGUUUGUUGAAAGUGAUAAAUCUCAAUUGGUGGAAAUCCAAAUUUUGCAAUGAUACGGUACAGCACUGUUCUAGGAAAAAGUUAUCAGACUGAUUGAAUUGUAAUCUGCUCCCGGACACUGCAUCUCGCGAGCAGGAAUUGAAGAGUUUUUAAAAUUGGCCAAUGAUUCACACAAAUUUU
Cloeon dipterum is the source of this 4337-nucleotide messenger RNA. Its product is annotated as Krueppel-like factor 6. Gene Ontology annotation, biological process: regulation of transcription by RNA polymerase II. The transcript has 3 exons. The record is from RefSeq and is a predicted model, not a curated record. Bases 400 to 1368 code for a protein of 322 amino acids. Lineage: Eukaryota; Metazoa; Arthropoda; Insecta; Ephemeroptera; Baetidae. Gene Ontology annotation, molecular function: DNA-binding transcription factor activity, RNA polymerase II-specific; RNA polymerase II cis-regulatory region sequence-specific DNA binding.